AAUGUAGCCAUGGGCUUUAAACCAGAAGGCCUUGGAGAACCAAGUACUGUAUGCCCUAAAGAUGGGAACUCACUGAAGAGCAGAAUAGAAAAAGUGUUUUUUUUCUGCAUUUGCAUAUGGAGUUGCUCUCUCUAUAUGCAAAUAUCCGUCAACAAUGAACUAAGGAAAUUUCUGCUAGCAUAAGAACCUUGACCUCCUCAUUAUUCUCCGCCUUGAAGUUCAUUGAAAAGCGACAUUGUUUCUUUAAGAUUGCACUUGCAGUCAUCAGCGGGUCUGUCCAUUGUUGCGGGAACAGAAAGCGAGUUGAGGUUGAUAUACGGGGGCCGGAGACCAGUUGCGCAUAUCAUCAUCGGACCAGCUGCAGUGCAGGCAGCCAGCAGUUAGCCAACAAGUCCUGAACGCAUCCUUCCAGACAUGGGUUGCUAUGACUGCUGUAUGCGCUGUUUGGGCGGGGUGCCGUACUGCUCCCUAGUCGCCACACUGCUGUGUUUCUCUGGCAUUGCCCUCUUUUGUGGUUGUGGGCACCAGGCACUCACAGAGACAGAGAGACUCAUCGAGACGUACUUUGCCCGUAACCUUCAGGACUACAUCACCCUAGCCUACAUCAUCCAAUAUUUCCAGUAUGUCAUCUAUGGUUUGGCCUCCUUUUUCUUCCUCUACUGCAUCGUGCUGUUGGCUGAGGGCUUCUACACCACAAGCGCUGCCAAGCAAACCUUUGGAGAGUUCAGGAGCACCAUGUGUGGCCGCUGCCUCAGCUCCUCGUUUAUAGUGAUGACAUACGUACUAGCCGUGCUGUGGCUGUUGGUGUUUGCCUUCUCGGCGCUACCAGUCUACUUCUUCUACAACAUGGACUCCACCUGCCACACCAUUGACGUUCUGACGGAGACCCCAGCGAGUAUCAACCAGCUCUGUGUUGAUGCGAGGCAAUAUGGACUGCUGCCAUGGAAUGCAGUGCCAGGGAAAGCUUGCGGUAUGACUCUGUCCACUGUUUGCAAGACCAGAGAGUACCAAAUGACCUAUGACCUCUACAUUGCUGCCUUCGCCGGUGCGGGCAUCACACUCUUGGCUCUGGUGCACUGUUCCCUGCACUUGGCUGUGAACCAGGUGUACCUGAGGAAGCUGAGGCACAAGGCGAAAGAGGAGAGGAGAGGCUAUGACCUGUUUGGGAGGCUGCAGAGGGACAGAGGGGGGACACUGUGCUCUCCAUACCCUGCAAAUGCGUCUGACAUCUCCUGACAGUGCCUCUGGUGUGGCUGCAGGAGCUUUUCAUGAUGGCCAUCACAAGUUGAGAUCCACCAUUUUGUGAAGUGUAUAACGUGAUAGUAUUUCAUCAACUGAUUCCCUUCAUUAUUUUUGAUUUUCAAAUUAAAAAUAUAGCCACAUCUUACGUA
Molecule: messenger RNA, 1391 nt
Organism: Plectropomus leopardus (leopard coralgrouper)
Lineage: Eukaryota; Metazoa; Chordata; Actinopteri; Perciformes; Serranidae
Gene: plp1a
Product: proteolipid protein 1a
Biological process (GO): axon development; central nervous system myelination
Cellular component (GO): plasma membrane; myelin sheath
Molecular function (GO): structural constituent of myelin sheath
Source: RefSeq, a predicted model, not a curated record